This is a messenger RNA of Xyrichtys novacula (pearly razorfish), 8337 nucleotides long. Lineage: Eukaryota; Metazoa; Chordata; Actinopteri; Labriformes; Labridae. The record is from the annotation of a GenBank genome assembly.
GGGGAGAGCAGGUGCGGGCCAAAUUACCAUACAGCUGAGGAGGGGGGGGGGGGGGGCAAACUUACUUCUGCAGCACACACACACACACACACACACACACACACACACACACACACACACAAACACAAACACACACACACACACACACACAAUAACAAAAGUUCCCCCUCAUGUUGGCCACGCGAGCGACUCCAGUGUGCGCGCGCCUCUCUUAUGCGCACACAUUUGCACAUGCACAUUUUCCCCCUUUCUUUUAAUCUGAGCCAAAGAAGAAGAAGAAGAAGAAGAAGAAGAAGAAGAAGAAGAAGAAGAAGAAGAGGAGGAGGAGGAGAGGAGGAGAGGAGAAGAGGAGGAGUCCAGCUCUCCUCUCUGCUCUGCCAAGGAAUGUUUUUUCUUCUUUGGUCUUCAGAGUUUCAUUCAAAACAUCAAAUUCUUCCCACAACCAGAAAUACCGAAAUGUAGAAGAGUGUGAGGAGGAAGAGGAGGAGGGGAGUAAACAAUUAACUGAGUCAGAGUUUGACACCCAAACAUUUUCUCUCUCCUUUAAGAACUUUAAAGACAAACUUGAAGCUGAUUUUCCCAAAACAGAAAAGUUUGUCCUGAACAGGAGAAAAAGUCUGAAGGAUAAAUUCAACCCUGUCAUCCUGAUAGAAGAGAAAUUUGGUUUUAAAAAAAAACAUUUUACAGAAACUUCUCCAGAAACUGAGAAAAAACACUGUUUGAGUCUAAAAGACAGAAACAGAAAGUCUGAACUCCUGUCCUCCUCUACAGCCUCUCAGACUUUCUCUCUUUUCUCACUUCUUCUUUCGUGGAAAUACUUUCACACACGUCUCCAUUUUGGCCUCAGAUAUUAACGCAGAGAGAGAGAGAGAGAGAGAGAGAGAGAGAGAGAGAGAGAGAGAGAGAGAGAGAGAGAGAGAGAGAGGCUGCUGCUGCUGCUGCUGGGCUCCCAUUGUGGAGAGCAGGACCAGAUUGUGGGUGUGUGUGUGGGGUGGGGGGGUUAUUUGCAUGUUAUUACCAUGGCAUGUGUCCGUCCGUAUAUAACGGGCUGCAGGCCGCCUUUCCUGGAGACAGACGCAGAGUUCAGAGUGAGGAAAGACAGAAGGAGGAGGAAGAGAGAGGGAAGCAUGUUGGACCAGUGACAAACCCGUCCUUGGGUUCGACCAAGACCUUCACAGAAAAACAAACAAACUCCUUCCUGAAAUUUGUCACUUUUACUCCCAGAAGAAACAAAGAAGCAGGAACCUUCUCUCCUCUCUUUACGCACUGGAUUAUAACCCCACUGGAGGACCUCCCGGUUUAUUUUUCAACUCCACAAAGAGAACUAUCAGAAGUUCACACGCCUUGUUGUUGUUUUUGUGGUUUUUUCUCUUGAAGGUUUUGGGAUUUAUCCUUUUUUGUGUCUCGGGACAUGAGUGAGAGGAGCGGGGCUGACAGCAGCUGAGCGGAAACAGAAACGUGCUCAAUGCAUCUUCAUCCUGAGAGGGAGUGAAGAGGAGGAGGCACCCUGAGGACACUCCGAGCCCCGACACCUUUUCUUUUAUUUAUUCUUUAUUUAUUAUGUAUUUAUUUAAUAUGGAGCACGCCAUCCUGCUGACCCUCACCGUCAUGUCCAUGUUGCUGUGCCAGGUAAGAUCCUGAAGCUGUGUUUCUGCCUAACAAUGACCCUUCACCUCCUCCUCCUCUCCUCCUCUGAUCAGUUCCUUCUCCUCCUCCUUCUCAGGGGUUUUGUUCAGGAGUUUUUGAGCUGAAGCUGCAGGAGUUCCUAAACAAGAAGGGGGUUCAGGGCAACAAGAACUGCUGUAAGGGGGGCCUGACUUCGUCUUACCAGCAGCAGUGUGAGUGCCAAACCUUCUUCAGGAUCUGUCUCAAGCACUACCAGCCCAACGUCUCCCCGGAGCCCCCCUGCAACUACGGCGGCGCAGUGACGCCCGUGCUUGGCUCCAACUCCUUCCAGGUCCCCGAUGUCAUCCCGGAGAGCUCCUUCACCAACCCGGUCCGGAUUAACUUCGGCUUCACGUGGCCGGUAAGUGUCGCCGUGGAUCACUGGGGUGGAUGUGAGGGAAGCGGAAUCGCGCCUUUUCUGUAAAGCCGUGCGUAAAAACGCGCUAAUGGCACAGAGCGCAGCUUUUAGAGCGCGCACAAACACACACACGGCGUCCAGGUGUUGAGUUUCAGGGAUCAGGUUAGGCAGACAGUUUGUGGCUUGGUCGCCCCGGGCCUCAGCUCGAUGUUAUCGGCGCACACACUCCGCCGACCACCUGUCUCAUGAAGCCAUUUGUGUUCCCAGGGGACCUUCUCGCUGAUCAUUGAGGCAUUACACACCGACUCCAAAGACGACCUCUCCACAGGUAGGAAACCAACACCUCUCCUUUUCAUUCUCUGACCUCCUUCUCUCACUUUCCACCAUCUGACCCCGUUUCUUCUCCCUCCUCCACAUGUGCGCUUUAGAAAACCCAGACCGGGUCAUCAGCACCAUGACCACACAGAGGCAUCUGACGGUGGGGGAAGACUGGUCCCAGGACCUGCACACCAGCGGUAGGACGGAGCUCAAGUACUCGUACCGGUUCGUGUGCGAUGAGCACUACUACGGGGACGGCUGCUCGGUGUUCUGCCGGCCAAGAGACGACGCCUUCGGGCACUUCACCUGCGGAGAGCGCGGGGAGAUCGUGUGCGACGCCGGCUGGAAGGGGCAAUACUGCACUGAGCGUGAGUCCAACAACAACAACAACGUUUUUCUGUUUAUGACUGGAGAGUUUGGAGGAAACUGGGUGAAGGUUCUGGCGACUUGGCGUUACGAGAACCCAAAAGAGUUCUGAGACACAGAAAUGUGUUCACUUUGGUCUGAGAUAAAAAACAGAAAAAAGUCUGUUUGAAUCGAUCGGAAAAAGUUCAUGCCGAUCUUUAUUUUCUGUCAAAGUCGGAAAAGUUGUUAUUUUUCGGUACCGGGUCUGUAAUCAGACCCUCUGAGUGCCGUUAGAAGGAAACUUGUGCGUAAACAACACACACACACACACACACACACACACACACACACACGACCACUUGAUUUAUUCUAAGGAAAGUUUUGGGGAAUAAUCUCACGCGUGCCAUAAAUUUACAUGCUACCUUCCGAUUGGUUACUGUGGGAGUGGGCUGGGCGCUGAUUGGCUGAGGCGGGGGAGGUAUUGUUUGAAGUGGGCAGCUGCCGGCAGAGAGGAGACAAUGGAGCAGCUGUCGCGCACUGGCAACACACUCGCCAGCUGUCCACUCUUAUCUGCCCCAAUCCGAGACAUUAAGGGGAGUGUGUGUGUGUGUGUGUGAGUGAGUGUGUGAGUGUGUGCGCACAGAGUGAAUAAAAGAGUUUUGACCCGCAGAGAAGAAGAAAAAAAGAGGGUGGUGGGGCGGGCUGAGGGGGUCUCUCUCUGUGUGUGUGUGUGAGUGUGUGUGUGUGUACACUCACAUUCACACACUCCCUCCUUUGUCUCAGGAUGAUGUUAAGCAGAAAAUUCUUCCACGGUGAUCAGGAGAUUGAGUUGAAGGUAACAGCUCAUGGGUUUAGGAGAAGCUCCUCUCCCUUAUUUUAAAGACUCUUGGGGAUUGAAGUGAAAAAAUAAAAAAAUCAACUGUUUACGUUGUUUUAGUGUCUUUACUAAAAAGUGUUUUCCUCUUUCCUCUGCAGCGAUCUGUCUGCCAGGCUGUGAUGAAGAACACGGCUUCUGUGAGAAACCCGGAGAGUGCAAGUGAGUUUUUUUUCAACUGGGGCAUUAAUCAACUAAUCAAUUAAUUACUUAAUGAGUGGGACACAUGUGGUAACGUGAGUGGACUGACCGAUGUUUCCCUCCUAAUUGGACAACAACAACAGGUGCAGAGUGGGAUUCAAGGGCCGCUACUGUGACGAGUGCAUCCGUUACCCAGGCUGCCUGCAUGGGACCUGCCAGCAGCCCUGGCAGUGCAACUGUCAGGAGGGCUGGGGGGGGCUCUUCUGCAACCAAGGUGAGGGGGCGCUCGGGUUCGAGUUUGUGGGUCAUUAAGAUACACGAUACCAUACGAUAGGACAGGACAGCAGAGAGCACCAAUUAAGGGAGGGGCUUGUUUAAAAAGAUGUCAAGGUGUUACCUGGAGUGAGUCAGAUUAACAGGUAAAAUCUGUGGGUCAGUGAUUCACACGUCUGAUAAUCCAAUAGGCAGAUUACAGUGCGACACAAAAGGACACUGAGUUUUACCGAGAAGUAUAAGAUUAUGUGAUAAUACUGAAAUAAUUAAACCAUCAAACAUGUCAGGAUAGAUUUCUUCCUAACCCACUGAGCCAUUUUUGGUCUAAAAGAGGUCGAAUAGAUGUCUUAAUGUAGCCUAGAUGACUGGUCUAAAAUCAGACUACCACAGGUCUAAAAAUUUAAGUUUUUUAGACGUCUAAAUUUAGACCAAGUGUUACGACCCGGAGGAAUGGUUAGGAGAAGAUGGGAGUAAUGAAGUGUAGGAAACAGGAAAUCAGAAUAAGCGAGUGAUUUAUUUACAAUCAAAAAUAAUAAAAAGAUCAAAAACUAAAGGCGAGCACGAGGCAGAUUAUCAAUAAUGUUCCUCAAAAACAAAAGUCCACUGCCAACUAAUUAAUCGAACAAAAGAAACACAACAGGCUCCUGCCACCGGGAAACCCGGUCUUAAAGAACACCAAAACACACAAAAUUGAAACACAGUCUACAAGCGGGAGGUCUGCGGCAUGGGUGAUGGUCAUGAGGGCUGAGGGAGAGAAAGUCAGGGCAGCUGUGCCUACUUAUAUCUGGAGGAACCUACCAGAGAGAGGCACAGAAGAAGACACAGGACACACCCACACCAAGUUUAGACUAAAUCUACAUCUAUACUACACUGUAUAUUGCUCAACAGCUAUCAUAAUUAUUUUGGUUAAAUACUUGGAGAUCAGUUAUGCUCACAUUUGACACUAGUUGUCUAUUAGCCAUCUAUUGCUCAGUGGGAAUGUGUUAAAAUACAACACAAUAGAGAACAAUCAGACACUGUAUGAAACAACAGGACAGGGUUCAAAACAGAUGCAGGAGGAGCUUUUUAAAAAGUCUCAACAAAAGCGGUUGAUCAAUAGAUGUAUAUUUUAUUGAUGUCCACCAUUUUCUCCUCGAACGUCUGUGGCAGUAAAGUUUGUUUUGGAAAAAUUAAUAUUAACUGUUGAGAUAAAGAAACAGGAGCAGUGGGCUGAAGUUUUGUCAGGUAUUUCACCAAAUCAGAGAUUCUCCACGCUAAUCCACGCUAACUGUCAAGGAAAGAAAAUAGAGUAAAGGAAAAGUGCAUUCUUGGUGUGAAGUUUCAGAAAGUUUCCUUAGUAAAGUCCUUCACUUUAAAAACAGUUCAAAAGUUUCAAAAGUCUUGUUUUGCAAAGUUGAGAGCAGGAUCUUUUUGCCGGGUUUGGUCUGUGAGGUUUGAAGUGGAAACAGAGAUGGUCAGAGAGUAACAAACACUGACAUGAAAGACUGAAAGGAAAGCAACAACAACAACAGAGCAGCAGUUGUCAGGGAUAAGGACGGGAGGCCGUGCAGGCGCAGGAAACAAAAAACCCUGGAAGCAGAGAGAAAGAGUCAAGUGUGCCCGAGUACAAAAAGACUUUCUGUCUGCAGCCGCCGCCGCUGCUGUCCCACCAUGUGUUGUGCUGUGGCUAAUCCACAUGUGCUGCUGUGUCUCUCCAGAUCUCAACUACUGCACUCACCACAAACCCUGCAUGAAUGGAGCCACUUGUAGCAACACUGGCCAGGGCAGCUACACCUGUUCCUGCAAGCCGGGCUUCACUGGGGCCAGCUGUGAGAUCCAGGUCAACGAAUGUGCUGGAAACCCCUGUCGCAACGGAGGAAGCUGCACGGUAAGUAAUGUGUGGUCUCAGCCAAUGAAAUGGGACUUAAAUCAUCCUCACAACGGUUGCUCUGAUCCGGCACGCAGAGGUUCAGCAGAGCCGGGAGCAGCUGCAGCAGCCAGACGGAUCUUGAUGCUGUUCUAUUUUUUCUUCUGACAGGAUUUAGAAAACACAUAUACCUGCACUUGCCCUCAUGGUUUCUAUGGCAACAACUGCGAGCUGAGUGCCAUGACGUGCGCCGACGGGCCCUGCUCCAACGGCGGCCGCUGUGCCGACAACCCAGAUGGAGGAUACUUCUGCCAGUGCCCCACCGGGUACGCAGGGUUCAACUGUGAGAAGAAGAUCGACCACUGCACCUCCAGCCCCUGUUCCAACGGUAAGAGAGACGGGCUAGAGCCGAGGUUCUGGUCCCACAGGACCGAGCUUUACUGAAACCCAAACAUCCGGACCAAACACAAAUGCAACUCCUUUUCCUGUCCUCAGGUGCUCGCUGUGUGGACCUUGUCAACUCCUACCUGUGUCAGUGUCCCGAUGGUUUUACCGGCAUGAACUGUGACCACACCGGGGACGAGUGUUCCAUGUAUCCUUGCCAAAACGGAGGGACGUGCCAAGAAGGUCCAGACGGGUACACCUGCACCUGCCCGCCAGGAUACACCGGCCGCAACUGCAGCUCACCUAUCAGCCGCUGUGAGCACAACCCGUGCCACAAUGGCGCCACCUGCCACGAGAGGAACAACCGCUAUGUCUGCGCCUGCGUUCCUGGUUACGGAGGCAGAAACUGUCAGUUCUUGCUUCCUGAACACGCUGCCAUCCGAGGGUCAGAGGUGCCUUGGAUGGCGGUGGGGUCUGGCGUGGCCCUGGUGCUGCUGCUGCUGGCAGGCUGCGCAGUACUGGUCGGAUUUUUCAGAUCAAAAGCCCAGCGAGGCAGUCCAGUGGACACCGUCGGCGACGGAGAGACAAUAAACAACUUAACCAACAACUGUCACCGUGGCGACAGGGACCUGGCGGUCAGCGUCAUGCCGACGCCAGGUGUCAAAAAUAUCAACAAGAAGAUGGACUUCUGCAGCGCCGACCCAGAUGAAGGGUCCUCACCGGGGAGGAGCAGCUACAAGAGCCGGCAUCCGCCCGCAGACUACAACCUCGUACACGAGGUCAACUACGAGCAGGCGGCGAAAGAGGCCAUGCUGGAGGCGGCCUGCGAGGACAAGUGCCAAUCUCUGGACUCGUUUGAGUUCGAGGAGAAAUGCAGCAAACGUUUAAAAUGGUAAAUAUGGAAGAUUGACGUUUUUCCAUGUGUAACGGCGAGGGUUUCAGACAAUGACGCUAACAAGCCUUUCCUCUCUCUCUCUCUCUUUCUUGCAGCGAUGCAUCAGAAAAGAAAGCCCCAGAAAUGUCUGCAUGUGCGGACACCAAGUACAAAUCUGUGUUUGUGAUGUCAGAAGAAAAGGACGAAUGUAUAAUUGCAACUGAGGUGAGUUCAACGUCCUUUUCUGUCCAUUUAUCUGUGUAAAGACUCUGUGAACAAACACUGACGUUUGCGUCUCCUUGUGUCUCCAGGUGUAACGAGCCACCGAUGGGCUGCCCGUUACUCAUUUGCUCUAUGGGAGAGUUUUUAUGCUCCUCCAGAUGCUGCUCUAAACCCUAGGGGGAGGUGUCCCGCCUUGAGACUGCUGCUGAUACUGAGACGUUUAACUGAUAUUCAGAGUGAGCUGGUUCUCUACUGGAAACUAAGCGCAGGCAGCGGCGGCCUGUGGGAUAAGAACUGGCGGGGGGAAAACAAAUGUACGGUUGGAAGUAAACUGCCACUUAGCUUUCUGUUCUGCCUUUAAUCGGGGGUAAUAAUGAGAAAAUAUAAGCGGACACUGUCUCGUGGCGAUAGAGCGCGAUGCUACGAUUGUUUUGUUUUUGCAACAUUUGCACCCAGGCCUUUUCUCUAACCCACACGCCGUUGCUGAGCGCAGGAAUUGCAUCAAACGGUGGAUGUUUGGCCAUACUGGCCUGUUCUUCAUGGGCUGAGCACCCAUCUCUGCACCUGUGAAGACUGUAUGUAUUCUUGAUCACUGUGUAAACUGAAGUGCGUUUUCUUCCCUGAGCCCUCCAAACCGUUUAUUAUGACAUAGUAUUGUUCAUUUUCUCCUUUCUUUUCGGGACUUAAUUAAAAUUUAAUGUUGCUUUUUGAUACAGAUUGUCCUUUUUGUAAAAUAAAGAAAGAAAAAAUCAAGAAAAAACUUUAAAAUUAUGAUUUAAUUUAAGUUAAUUUAAGGAUUUGUUAUUUUUAUUUUGUAUUGUAUAUUUGUGAUGUUUGUGUUAUGAUUAUUUAAGUUGCUUUUUUUAAUGAUGACAUUUGCAAAGGCACUUCAGGUCAAUGGGACUUUUUUUUUUAAGAAAAUGUUAUUUAAGAGGGAUUGUACUGUACAAAUUGUUAUGUUACUGUCUCCUUUACCAGUUUUGAAUGAAGGAAUUAGCCAAGACUAUUUUUCCAAAUAAAUAUUGCUAAACGUGAAA